AUUCGAGAACUACCAAGCUGCCCAAGCCCUUAAUCAACGCACAAGCUUCUCCUCCAGCCUUGAGAUUUGGCCUUUUCUUUCUCAGCUGCUUCCUGAAUAUAACAUAAUUUGGCCAUGGAGAUACCAGAGUUUGAUUGGAAAUCCCUCUUGUAUGGAGACCCAUUGGAAGCCGAGGCCAGAGUCCGAUACCACAUCGACCAUGGGCUGAACCCCCUCUCGGUCUCCGGACAUGGCAAAACCCUCCUUCAUGCCGCAGUCAGAAUGAACAAUCUGCCUGUGGCAAAGCUAGCCAUCUCCCUGGGCGUCCCUGUCGACGCGCGCGCCUGGCCGAGGCCCCACAUGACGCGUUGGUUCUCCAGGAUUACUGCAGGGUGGACUGCUCUUUUCUAUGGGAUCAGAAACACAAACUACGAAAUUUGUCGAUUGCUUCUGGAGCAUGGGGCUUCAGAAGCGCUCUCUUUCAGGCAGGAAUCGCCGCUCUCUCGAGCAGUGAAGAUGCGCUGUGAAGACAUUUUCUGGAUGCUUGUUGAGUUCGGAGCUAAAACUCUCCAACAUCCCAUGCCGCUCAAUCGGAGUCCUGGCGGGCCACCAGUGGCCGUUAGCCAUCGCCUCGUCUGCUUCGGAUCCCCGCCCGAGCUCCUCAACUCUCUCGAGGUCUUUCUACUCAGCCAGUUUGGAGGCAAUAUGUCGCAGACCUCGGACCCUGCGGAAUGUUUGGAGUGCAGCGCCGGCCUCACGUCCGCGGAAGAGAGCGCAAGGACAAAAUUCGAAGUGCGGAAGCGCAACAUUCAGGACUGGACAGCGGCUGCAGACCCUUUUAGCUACGGCUUUAUCAGGCGCUGCCGAAUCUGCAGGCAAUCCAUCAGCUGCUUGUCAGAGCAGUUUCGUCCCGGGUCAAGCGAAAGAGGCAUCAUAUGUGCGGAACACGAAAACUCGCUGGCUAGAAGAGGGAAUAGAGAAGAGGACCUGCUCUCCCUCCUUCGGCUUCGCGCUUCCAUUUCUGGAGAUAAAAGUGCCGAUCCCCGCCAUCAUCUGCUUCUGCCAGCAUACUGGCUCGUUCGAUGCCUGAAAAGCCACAAGGAGUGUGCACAAGAUUCAGAGUUUUCAGCCCUUCCGAGGAGAGUUAUUGACGUCGGCACAAUUGGUUCGGAACAGCCGCCGCGCCUGUUGGAAGCCAGCCAAGACCAGAAAGCGGCAUACUGCGCCUUGAGCUAUCGAUGGAGUGACAAUCCACUUAGACUGCUUCUGGAGAACAUUGAGGACCUGAAGGUUGCCCUGCCUGUUGGGGCCUUGCCUGUUCAGAUCCAACACGCCAUACGGGUUGCUCGGCAGCUUGGAUUCAGGUAUCUCUGGGUCGAUGCGCUUUGCAUCAUACAAAACAGCGAGGAGGACUGGAAAUGCGAGGCUGCCAAUAUGGGAUCCAUCUAUUUCAAUUCGACUCUAACCAUUGCCGCCGUCGAUCCCCCGGAAGACAUUGGUCCUGAUUCUGGCGAUUUAUUCACUCCCAGCGACCCAGCGGCGUCCGCGCCGGGACCUCGACUCCGAGGAAACCUGGAUACCCGGGGAUGGGUCACUCAAGAGGAAAUCCUCUCGCGCCGGAUCCUCAGCUUCACCAAGGCGGGCGCAUUUUGGUCGUGUGCUAGAUGGGAUUGCUCAGACCACUGUCCUGACGGGAUGGUGCCGCCCAAGCUUGAGGAUGAGCAAACGACCUGGACACAAUUAAAGGACCAGCCCAAUAUGAACCGGCGAGUGCAAUUAUGGGCAAGGAACGCGAAAGACAAGGCACUCGGCUACAGGCUCUGGCAUGCGGUGCUGGGAGACUACACCGGGCGCCAUCUGACUCGAGAGUCUGACCGGUUCAUCGCCCUGAAGGGUGUCGAGUCCCUCUUCGCGGCACGCCUCGAAGACCAGAACCUGGGCGGCGUCUGGAAACGCAACGUGGUAAGGGAUCUGGCCUGGUACAGAGACGGGCCAAGUAUGCGGCACCAGCAGUUAGACGCCCCUUCAUGGUCGUGGGGCUCUGCGACUGGCUCUAUAAAGCAUCUAACCGGUCAAGACUUGGAGAUCUACCUCGCUGAGGACGUCCAAGUCUUUGAUUCUGCAAAUGGAAUUCAAGGGUCGAUAACCUUUGCCCGAGGGCCCUUGAUCCCGGUAAAGUUCCGGGGAAGCACACUAUCCUUCGUCCGGUCCUCAACUCGACAGCAUCCACAGGUAUACGAGCCGGGAAUUCCUUCUGACAAAAUGCAUCUUAUUUAUUUCGAGCGAGGGUCGACGUGGUGGCCGGAUUCACCGCAGUAUGCCAGAGGGAAAGGCCUAGUGCUCCAUAUGGGGGGCUUUGGGCUUGGCGUGGUUCCUGUCAGCGGCGCCGAAAACACCUUCAAAAGGAUUGGCCUGUGCCCCUGGACUGCGGACAUGGUUCGAGUCCUGCGUAGUGAUUUCAGUUACGGUAUGCUAGCUGAGAGGAACACUACAUACACGUUGAUCUAAGCAUGGUUACCGGAUAUGGAGACUAUCCAAUAGGGCCUUUGAUGGGGUUUUGAGGGGGAAAUCCGGGUGUACUGUGGAUGGUGAUCUGUUGCAAAAGAGGAGGUGGAAAGGAUCCACCGUUUAAGAGGGACCCAUUUAUCGAGUGUAGCCCGAGCUCCCUACGCUGUAGGUGUUGCGGCCAGACUAAUGGAGGCACGUUGGCCUUGCAUUGGCGCUAUAAACGAAAAUUCUACACCGAAAAGGGGGAAAGGAAAAGGCGCUGGUCGCGCCGGCGCGACACGCGCCUAAUGUUAUGGCGUGGCGGCCCUCCGGGCCCGCACGGCCAUUGGUCCCCACCACGCUGAAUACUGCUGGCCGUUGCCGCCGUACCGCCUGCCGGUGCCCACAAAGCCUGCCUGCGGGCAGUCGGUGCACCGCACCGUCGUCGUUGUUUUCCGUCACCUUUAGAUAGCCAAUUCAACCUAGGGUUACCGCAGCA
This is a messenger RNA of Gaeumannomyces tritici R3-111a-1, 2965 nucleotides long. RefSeq lists its product as hypothetical. Gene Ontology annotation, molecular function: protein binding. The transcript has 2 exons. The record is from RefSeq and is a predicted model, not a curated record. The coding region runs from base 115 to 2487 and encodes 790 amino acids. Lineage: Eukaryota; Fungi; Ascomycota; Sordariomycetes; Magnaporthales; Magnaporthaceae.